AGAAAAACCGUGUGAACCUCAGCACUGUCUCGCAUUCCCUCUCUCUCUCUUUCACCCACACUGCAGAUUAAAAAGAAGCAGAUUCUUUGCGAUCUAAUAAUCCCUCUCACUUUUUUUGCUUUGCUUGUGGUUCUUCAUUCUGGAGAUAGCCCACAGCUCUCUUUUCUUAUUUCUCAAUUGAACUUUGCCCAGUACAGUUUCUCAUUGAAACCCAGUUUGAUCAGUUUUCCAGUGUUUCUCUUUAAUAAGUUUUGUAGUGUUUUGUGUUAUUAAUUCGAUUGAAUACCGCCUUCUGAUGGUAGCAACAAAACUGAUUUAUUUUUAGUAGGAAAUUUGACGUGAGAUUGACUAGGAUAAGGAGAUUUGUGUGAAACGGUUUGUGAAGAAGGAUCGUAGUACUAAAUAAGGAUGAGGGGAAGAUCCAAUGGAGGCCAAAAGAAGAGAUUAAUCACCUUGGUCUGUGUUGUGGCCAUCUUUCUUGGUUUCCUCUAUGUAUAUUAUGGAUCUAUUUUUGGGUCUUCAAGCAAUGGUGCUUCAGCUCUAGAGUAUGGUAGCAAAUCUCUGAGAAAGUUUGGAUCGUCUUAUUUGGGUGGGGAUGAUGAAGCUGAUGGCAAGCAAUAUGAAUCUUCAACAAAAUUUGGACUGGAGGAUGGAGAAGAUGUCACACCAAAAACUUUCCUGGUUUGCGAUGAUCGACAUUCGGAACUCAUUCCUUGCUUAGACAGAAAUAUCAUAUACCAAAUGAGAUUAAAGCUUGAUCUAUCGGUGAUGGAGCACUACGAACGCCACUGCCCCCCUCCUGAAAGGAGAUACAAUUGCUUGAUUCCUCCUCCUGCGGGAUACAAGAUCCCAAUUAAGUGGCCUCAAAGCAGAGAUGAAGUGUGGAAGGCAAAUAUUCCUCAUACUCACCUUGCACAUGAAAAGUCUGACCAGAAUUGGAUGAUUGUUCAAGGUGAAAAGAUAGUAUUUCCAGGAGGAGGCACCCAUUUUCACUAUGGAGCUGACAAGUAUAUUGCUUUGAUUGCAAAUAUGCUCAACUUUUCGCACAACAAUUUAAAUAAUGGAGGGAGGAUUCGUACAGUUCUUGAUGUCGGUUGUGGCGUUGCAAGUUUUGGAGCAUAUCUUCUUUCUUCUGAUAUCAUAACAAUGUCGUUAGCCCCCAAUGAUGUGCAUCAAAAUCAAAUCCAAUUUGCCCUGGAAAGAGGAAUUCCUGCAUAUCUUGGUGUUCUAGGGACCAAAAGGCUCCCUUACCCAAGCAGAUCAUUCGAACUUGCUCACUGUUCUCGCUGUAGGAUUGAUUGGCUUCAAAGGGAUGGGAUUCUUCUUCUUGAGCUAGACCGGUUACUUAGACCCGGAGGCUAUUUUGCCUACUCGUCUCCAGAAGCUUAUGCACAAGACGAAGAGGAUCUCCGGAUAUGGAGGGAGAUGAGCACCCUUGUGGGACGUAUGUGUUGGAGAAUAGCUGCAAAAAGGAACCAAACUGUCAUUUGGCAAAAGCCUUUAACAAAUGAUUGUUAUAUGGAACGAGAACCUGGUAAUCCACCCCUCUGCCGGUCUGAUGAUGAUCCAGAUUCAGUUUGGGGUGUUCCAAUGGAAGCUUGUAUCACUCCUUAUUCUGAUCAUGACCAGAAAGCCAAGGGAAGCGGUUUGGCUUCUUGGCCGGCCAGAUUGACAUCUCCUCCUCCAAGGCUUGCUGAUUUUGGUUAUUCGAACGAAAUGUUCGAAAAAGACACGGAAACUUGGCGCCGACAGGUAGAGAGUUAUUGGAAUCUCUUGAGUCCUAAGAUUGAAGCCGACACUUUGAGAAAUGUGAUGGACAUGAAAGCAAACCUGGGAUCUUUUGCGGCUGCUCUAAAAGACAAGAAUGUUUGGGUGAUGAAUGUCAUCCCGGAGGAUGGACCGAACACACUUAAGUUGAUAUAUGACAGAGGUCUCAUUGGCACUACACAUAGCUGGUGUGAAGCCUUUUCCACAUACCCUCGAACGUAUGAUUUACUCCAUGCCUGGACCGUCUUUUCGGAUAUUGAGAAGAAAGGCUGCAGUGCUGAGGAUUUGUUACUCGAGAUGGAUCGUAUUCUCCGGCCCAACGGUUUCAUAAUCGUUCGGGACAAACGACCAGUGAUAGAUUUCAUAAGGAAGUAUUUAUCGGCUUUGCACUGGGAGGCAGUAGCAACGGCUGGUUCUGGUUCGGAUUCAGAACAUGAAGGGGAUGAAGUCGUGUUUAUUGUCCAAAAGAAAUUGUGGCUCACAAGUGAAAGCGUCCGGGAUUCUGAGUAGAAUAUUUUAGCAUCACCUUCUUCUGCAGCUUCGAGGUAUUAAGAAGCUCUCCCAUUACUAGUCCAGUAAACAAUCUCAUUUUGUAGCAUUAACCAAUGGUUCAAAUGCUAUUCUUGUAAUGAAUUACAUGAGAAACCAUGAAUUGAUUACCAUCUAUAGAGGCUAUUCUUCAAACAAGUAAAAAAGAACUAGUCUACUUUGGUGCCGUCCAAAGCUUCUUUGGCAAAUCGGUAACUUACCGAAUGCUAUGUUACUCCGACUCUUCGUUGUACUUGAAAUACCGGUGUCAAAUAUCAUGUUUGAUGCAUGUCCAAAGAUAGGUACAAGGAUCAUUUCUAGGAACAUAAACCAUAUCCGUGUCGAAAAACAUAUCAGAUUUCGGACAACAUGAAGUGGCCUAUAUGAUGCCCCAUGAAUGACUAGUGAUGACAAGUUGCUUC
Hibiscus syriacus is the source of this 2717-nucleotide messenger RNA. RefSeq names its product probable methyltransferase PMT3. The transcript is spliced from 8 exons. Gene Ontology annotation, molecular function: methyltransferase activity. Bases 409 to 2277 code for a protein of 622 amino acids. The record is from RefSeq and is a predicted model, not a curated record. Lineage: Eukaryota; Viridiplantae; Streptophyta; Magnoliopsida; Malvales; Malvaceae. Gene Ontology annotation, cellular component: endosome; trans-Golgi network; cytoplasm.